CUCGCUUUCCCGGCGGUCCGCGCUGGUGCCGUGCGGAGCUGAGUCGGGCCGGGUCGGGCAGUUUGGGUCUGUUGUCGCCGCCGCUGGUCCCCGACCGGGCCGGCGCCGUCAUGGGCUCUCUGCUGAGCCGGCGCAUCGCGGGCGUGGAGGACAUCGACAUCCAGGCCAACUCGGCCUAUCGCUACCCGCCUAAGUCCGGAAACUACUUUGCAAGUCACUUUUUCAUGGGAGGCGAGAAGUUUGACACCCCACAUCCUGAGGGUUACCUCUUUGGGGAGAACAUGGAUUUAAACUUCCUUGGGAAUAGACCAGUUCAGUUUCCUUAUGUAACCCCAGCACCACAUGAACCUGUGAAGACCCUGAGAAGUUUGGUGAACAUCCGCAAAGACUCGCUUCGUCUUGUGAGGUACAAAGAUGAUGUGGACAGUCCUCUGGAAGAGAAUGGGAAGCAGAAAGUCUUAUACAGCUUAGAAUUCACAUUUGAUGCUGAUGCCCGUGUUGCCAUCACAAUCUAUUGCCAGGCUACGGAGGAAUUCAUCAGUGGUAUGGCAGUAUACAGCACAAAGAAUCCUUCUCUGCAGUCUGAGACAGUUCAUUACAAGAGAGGGGUGAGCCAGCAAUUCUCCCUGCCUUCCUUCAAGAUCGAUUUCUCAGACUGGAAGGAUGAUGAGUUGAAUUUUGACUUGGAUCGUGGUGUGUUCCCUGUGGUUAUUCAAGCUGUUGUGGAUGAAGGGGAUGUGGUGGUGGAAGUUACUGGUCAUGCUCAUGUUCUCUUGGCUGCAUUUGAAAAGCACGUUGAUGGCAGUUUCUCUGUGAAGCCUUUGAAACAGAAACAAAUUGUGGAUCGGGUGAGCUACCUGCUUCAGGAGAUCUAUGGCAUCGAGAACAAAAACAACCAGGAGACCAAGCCUUCUGAUGAUGAGAACAGUGACAACAGCAAUGAGUGUGUUGUGUGCCUGUCUGACCUGCGAGACACCCUCAUCCUGCCUUGCAGGCACCUGUGCUUGUGUAAUUCCUGUGCUGACACCCUGCGCUACCAGGCCAACAACUGCCCUAUCUGCCGGCUGCCCUUCCGUGCCCUGCUGCAGAUCCGAGCUGUGAGGAAGAAGCCUGGGGCUUUAUCACCUGUCUCAUUCAGCCCUGUCCUCGCCCAAACCAUGGACCAUGAUGAACACUCUUGUCCCUUUAAAAAUCCCAAAGUGAACACUGUCACCCAGCCCAGCAAGAAACCUAAAAGAGAAACAAAUUCUGACAACAUCCCUCCUGGAUAUGAGCCCAUUUCCCUGCUGGAAGCUUUGAAUGGCCUCCGCUCCAUCUCACCAUCCAUUCCCUCAGCUCCUCUGUACGAUGAAAUCAACUACACCGGUGUGGUGGAUGGGCUGCCCCCGUCUGGCCGACCUCUUGUUGGGAUUGACAGAGCUGUGGAGAGUGGUCAUCAAAAGAACAAACGAAGCAAGUCUCCAGAUAGUACAUUAAGAUCUCCUUCAUCUCCAAUCCAUGAAGAAGAUGAGGAGAAGCUGUCAGAGGACUCCGACUCCCAGCCAGCACUGAGUGGUGCUGAGCUGGUUCUGAGAGAGGGCAGCUCUCCAGAAAGCAUGACAGCUGAAGAAAUUGAGGAGGCCUCAUCUCUGCAGCAAGGUAGCCACCCUCCCUCUGGUGAAGACGUUCUGCAGGAGAGCAGCUGCAGUGAGCACAGGAGCCUUACGCAGUCUGAGAGUGACCCUCCAGUAGACGUGUACCUGCCAGGAGGGCAGGGUACCUUGGCCUGCACAAACCAGCACCACAGAGACACCAGGGCUGACUGCCUCACAGGGGAUUCCUGUCACUGCUGGAUCACAGCCAGUUACUUUGAUGCAGUGGGAGAUCAGCCCCAAGCCUUCAUGGAUGAGCAGCAAGGUUCCAUUGCUCCUCCCUCCCGGAAUACGUGGAGCCUUCCUGCCUGCCGCAGCCCAGGAGCUGGAGGAUUCCAGGCCACAGUCUGGGCCAGAGGAGCUUGGGGGACUGAGGCCAUCACAGCCUGCAGGGUGAGGGAGCCCCUGCACUAGAGGCAGCCUAGUGUGGAUUGCAGCUGGGCCUCUGCAUUUCCCCAGUUUGUGUGCCAGUGCCGCAGCCUUGUUUGUGCCCUUGCACCCAUGAUGAUCAUGUUGCUCAGUGCCGUGGCCUUGCCGUGUGCCUUGUCCCUGCUUUCAGUGCUGUGGGGAGCUUCCCUGCACCUGGUGUUGGCCCAGCUGUGUUCUGGGGGUGCUGUGGGAGCAAGGGCAGCCUCAGGUCCCCCCUUGCCCAUAUCAGUCCUGUGGACAUGGCCACUGCUUGCUGCCUCUUCUGUGUCUCAGCACCCUCCUUCCCAGUGAGAUGGUGCCAAGGCUGCCCCUCUGAGCCAGAGCACAGAGCUGCCCAUCUCCACAGUGGCAGAGGGGCGCUGCAGGCUUCUGCCAGCCAGGAUCCUGUUAUUUCUAUAUUUAUAGUAAUAAAUCCAUGCAGCCA
This is a messenger RNA of Gavialis gangeticus (Gharial), 2484 nucleotides long. It is a transcript of the gene MGRN1, whose product is annotated as mahogunin ring finger 1. Gene Ontology annotation, molecular function: ubiquitin protein ligase activity. Gene Ontology annotation, cellular component: plasma membrane; cytoplasm; nucleus. The transcript is spliced from 17 exons. The record is from RefSeq and is a predicted model, not a curated record. Gene Ontology annotation, biological process: endosome to lysosome transport; protein ubiquitination; negative regulation of G protein-coupled receptor signaling pathway. NCBI's taxonomy places the organism in Eukaryota, Metazoa, Chordata, Crocodylia, Gavialidae. Bases 111 to 2045 code for a protein of 644 amino acids.